Molecule: messenger RNA, 2362 nt
Organism: Orbicella faveolata
Lineage: Eukaryota; Metazoa; Cnidaria; Anthozoa; Scleractinia; Merulinidae
Product: gamma-aminobutyric acid receptor subunit alpha-6-like
Biological process (GO): monoatomic ion transmembrane transport
Cellular component (GO): membrane
Molecular function (GO): transmembrane signaling receptor activity; extracellular ligand-gated monoatomic ion channel activity
Source: RefSeq, a predicted model, not a curated record
GUGAGGUCAAGAUGGCUGAAAAGUGGAUGCUAGAAAAGUAUUUUUAAGUUUUUCGUUUAUAGUCUUUAUAUCAGGGGACAAACGUAAUCGAGGUCCAGAAACAUGCAAGAAGAAGCAGAUUAAUAUGCAUGCAGCUUGAACGAAAAAAGCUUGCUCCAUGUGCUCAUUUUUUUUUUUUUUCUGGCGAGAAACUGGCAGUGCGAAAUCCCGAAUGGUGGAAGAUAGCCCCAUCUCACCCGCUCGGUUAGCCAAUCACUGAACAGGGUUUAAUUCAUCUUGCUUCAGUUUGUGAAGCUGUACAUCAGUACUAACGACUCUUCUUGCUAAGGGAGCCAAGGCAAUUUCGAUAUAUUAAAAUUUGAACUUGGCUCGGAGGUUCAGGGGAAUAAAACAAAAGAAAUUAAUUAUUCAUCCCUCAUACAGUAGAUCUUCGAUUCGAUUUCUUUUGUUUUAUUCCCAUUAGCUUCGGAACCGAGUUAGAAUUUAAAUAUAUCAAAAUUAACCCAUUGUCGGUCAAAAUUAAAGUUAGUUAAAGAGAUUUGUUGGCAGCUUUCUUCAUGGUCCCGCAACAGGUUUGUGCAUAAUUUAUUUUGCUAAUUGUCAUUCAAGCUGAAAGUAAAGUUAUUUUAAGCUAAGUUGACAGUGUUUUGUCGUCGUGCGGCAGACAAUUGGAAGUUUUUGUUUCAUAUCAGCAAGCAAUUAUCUUGAGCCGUUGGAACCUUUGCCAAGCACUAGCGCCUGUUAAUAAUUAGGAAAAUGAGACAAGGAUUCUUCAUAAAGAUUUAUUUGCUACUUAUGUUACUAGUGGCCUGGUCAAGAUCGGUCAGUUGCGACGCUGAUGUGAUAAAAAAAUUUUUCGCUGGCUAUGACAAAGCAGUACGACCAGAUUUUGAUGAGGGACAAGCGACGACCAUCUUCGCAGAUCUAUACGUGGAAUCGUUUGGAAACAUACAAGAAGCAAAUAUGGAGUACAGAGUUUAUACCUAUUUUUAUCAAAAAUGGAAAGAUUCUCGACUUGCCGGAAAGCUCAACCGCACUCUCGUCUUAAAAGGAGCUGAUAUCCAGAACAUAUGGGUUCCAGAUCCCUACUGUUACAACGCGCGGGAAUCUAACAUGAUGAUGCCAGAUUCUGAAACGCAUAGUAGCGUCAGCAUCAAACCAAGUGGAGAUAUACUUUACAGCAAAGGCGUAACUCUGCUUGCUUCUUGUAACAUGGAUCUUCGGAGUUUUCCUCAUGAUUCACAGGCCUGCUAUCUCAAGUUUGGAAGUUAUAGUUAUACCAAGGAGGAUAUUGUUUUUAAAUGGAACGCGACUGAUAUAAGAGUUGGAUCAAAACAGAUGGCUCAGUUUGAGUACAAAGGCGCAGAGUUGUCUUCGGAUACAGACGUCUUCGACAUAGGAAACUACUCCACAGUCACUCUGACUUUCUUCUUUAAAAGACGAGUCGGUUACUACCUCAUUCAAGUUUACUCUCCAGACAUUUUUGUCGUGGCACUGAGCUGGAUUGUCUUCUGGAUGGACAAAGAUGACAUGGGAGACAGAAUGGCUCUUGGAAUCACCACCAUUUUGACCAUCAUGUUUCUCCUUGGAUCUCUCAAUGGCAACUUGCCUAAAGUCAGCUACCCAAAGGCUCUUGACUGGUAUCUGCUGGUGUCGUUCAGUUUUGUGUUCAUGUCCUUAGUGGAAUGUAUGAUCGUGUUCAUUUUGAAUCUCAGGGCUGCUGAAGAUAAGAAACGAAUAAAAUGCAAGGUCAACGAAGUCUCUCUCUCAAAAAGAAUUUCCUCGUCCAUAAAAGGAGCCAUUCGUCUUAAAAAGGACAAAAGAUCUCACCAAUCAAUCGCUGGGCACAAUGGUUCCUCCAAAACUGCGAGUACUGGUUUUGAAGAUGACGACCUUGAAAUGGUUAACCUAGCAAGUAAAGCGGACAAAUCUGUGAUAGAUGAUGCGACUGUGGACUUUGUUGGCCACGACAAAAGAGGAACUACCGCUGACUACCUUGACAAAGCUUCCCGAGUUUUAUUUCCGCUGUCUUUUAUCACAUUCAAUAUAGUAUACUGGAUUUAUUUCUCGCUUUUCGGCUAAAACCUCACAAAUAACAAUUAACCUCUGAUGAUAACACAUGUUCGCCUCAGAUUUUUGUCCUCUGUGAAUUCGUCAAGAUCAACUGCUUAUUUUAAACUGUAUGUUUUCGGAAUAUAGAGGAACAUUAAAUUAAAUGUAGUUCAACGGAUAUACUUAUGUUCUUAAUUAGUUCCUUUACAUGGCUGAUCUGAUCUACAGCUGCUGUGAUUAAUUUCAAUCGUAAUAUCGUCUUAGUUUCUGAUAACGGGUCAAGAAAAAAAUAAUAAAAUGAAAAUAAAAU